GCCAGUGUGACCAAGGGGGUGUCUGCACCGCUCCCAGCACACAGACCCACGGGCACACUGCUGCGGGGCACGGGGAGCUGGGUGCCCCCUCCAGACCACGAAGCCCCCGGGACGCAUCGGCUGGGGAGGUGGGGGGGCACACCGGGAGGCAGCUGCCCGCUCCGCAGCACGCACCUACCCGCCAUACACCCCGCCGGGGGGGGGAGCAGGGCGAUGGACAGGACACAGGGCCUGGGGCGGGGGGACACACACGGGCCCGGCGCUCCCCGCCGCCGCUCGGCAGGGGGCGGGCCUCGGGCCUCGCGCCCCGCCACCGCCGCGCGCCCGCCCUCCCGCCGCCGCCAGUCCCAGCGGCCAGCGCGCGCCGGGCCGCUCACCCCUCCCCGUCCCGUCUCUUCCCCCCCCUCCCUCGCUCCCCCCCCCGCCGCCGCCGCCGCCGCCACCUCCCGACUCCCUUCAGGGGCGAUGCGAACAGCGCCGCGGCGCCUCCUCCACACGCUCUGCAGCUCCACCUUCAGGAUGGGCGACUCGGCCUCCCGGCUGCCGCAGAAGGAAGAGGCGCUCCCCGGCAGAAACCAGCGCAUCCCGGUGGCAGAUAAACAUCAUGUCAAUGGAAACAGAAUGGUAGAACCUUUCCCAGAGGGAACACAGAUGGCUGUAUUUGGUAUGGGCUGUUUCUGGGGAGCUGAGAGGAAGUUUUGGAGACAGAAGGGAGUCUACUCCACUCAAGUGGGUUAUGCAGGAGGGUAUACUCCAAAUCCUACCUACAAAGAAGUCUGUUCAGGUAAAACUGGCCACACAGAGGCUGUACGAGUAGUAUAUCAGCCAGAAAACAUCAGCUUUGAGAAACUGCUCAAGGUCUUCUGGGAGAAUCAUGACCCGACACAAGGAAUGCGACAAGGUAAUGACUUUGGCACACAGUAUCGCUCGGCCAUCUACACGUUUUCUCAGGAACAGAUGGAAGCUGCCUUGAGAUCUAAGGAAGAAUAUCAAAAGGUAUUGACGGAGGGCGGUUUUGGUCCCAUCACAACAGAAAUCCGUGAGGCUCCAGAGUUUUAUUAUGCCGAAGAUUACCAUCAGCAGUACCUCAGUAAGAACCCCGGUGGAUACUGCGGCCUCGGGGGAACAGGGCUUUCCUGCCCUAUUGGGAUCACGAAAUAGCCUGUGUUUACUCCGUCGGCACCACUUUAGUUUAGGGAGUUUGAAAAAAGACCGACAACCCUGGUAGGUGUUACAGUACGCCCUCAGCAUCAGUGCAUAAAGAUGUGGGAACUUGUUGGGGCGGCUUUCCAUAAUCCGAGCCGUUUCCCAUUCACCAACAUAAAAAGCCAAAGUAGAGGCAGAAAUCGCGCCUGUCGGCAGAUGAAGCUUCUUGCUCUGUGCAGCUCACUGGGUUUCCUUGCAAUCUUGUAAUGGGGAGAGAAAUGGAACUUUUAAAAAAAUUUGGCUUGAAAUGCUGUUAAAAGGAUGAAUUAGGAUGUGGUUGCACCUGCUAACUGCGUUGAAUAGCUAAUGCCUUCAGAUAUGUUUAUUUUCUUGGGUUAAUGAAUUUGCUCAUGUUAUGAGAGCUUUGACUUCUGGAGACAUGGUUGGGCUCAUCUUAACUAUCACAACCCUGUAAUUUGAUGUCUUUGAGAACGGUGAAUUUAUAAGAUCAGUAAUCCUCUCACAAUUCUACUUUGACAGCAACAUGUAAUAUCACCUAUAGUGCCUAUUUUCUGAAACAAUUUGAGUAAGAAAAAGUAAAAAUUGUAAUGCGAUACUUCUUUUUGACAGUUCCAAAAAGUGUAUAAACGCACGAAGAAAUCAAUUUUGUUUCCUGCACUACAAUAAAUCACAAAAAAAAAAAA
Molecule: messenger RNA, 1850 nt
Organism: Grus americana (Whooping crane)
Lineage: Eukaryota; Metazoa; Chordata; Aves; Gruiformes; Gruidae
Gene: MSRA
Product: methionine sulfoxide reductase A
Exons: 6
Coding region: 214-1161 (315 amino acids)
Biological process (GO): cellular response to oxidative stress
Cellular component (GO): cytoplasm
Molecular function (GO): peptide-methionine (S)-S-oxide reductase activity
Source: RefSeq, a predicted model, not a curated record